Molecule: messenger RNA, 1062 nt
Organism: Lasiosphaeria miniovina
Lineage: Eukaryota; Fungi; Ascomycota; Sordariomycetes; Sordariales; Lasiosphaeriaceae
Product: kinase-like domain-containing protein
Exons: 4
Coding region: 1-1062 (353 amino acids)
Biological process (GO): intracellular signal transduction; protein phosphorylation
Cellular component (GO): nucleus; cytoplasm
Molecular function (GO): MAP kinase activity; ATP binding
Source: RefSeq, a predicted model, not a curated record
AUGAGUACCCCGCUGCCCCGGGCCGGCGCCCGAAAGAUAUCUUUCAACGUCAGCGAGCAGUAUGAUAUUCAAGACGUCGUUGGUGAGGGUGCCUACGGAGUCGUGUGCUCGGCAGUCCACAAGCCAUCCAGCCAAAAGGUUGCGAUCAAGAAGAUCACCCCGUUCGACCACUCCAUGUUUUGCCUACGGACCCUGCGCGAGAUGAAGCUGCUACGAUACUUCAACCACGAGAAUAUCAUCUCUAUCCUCGAUAUUCAGAAACCCCGGAGCUACGAGACCUUCAACGAAGUCUAUCUAAUCCAGGAACUAAUGGAGACGGAUAUGCAUCGGGUCAUUCGUACCCAAGAUCUUUCAGACGAUCACUGCCAGUACUUUAUCUACCAAACUCUACGCGCCCUCAAGGCAAUGCAUUCGGCCAACGUCCUUCACCGAGACUUGAAGCCGUCUAAUCUGCUGCUGAAUGCCAACUGUGAUCUCAAGGUUUGCGAUUUUGGGUUGGCUCGGUCGGCUGCAUCACAGGAGGACAAUUCAGGCUUCAUGACCGAAUACGUGGCCACCCGCUGGUACCGCGCCCCAGAGAUCAUGUUGACCUUCAAGGAAUACACCAAGGCAAUUGAUGUCUGGUCAGUGGGCUGUAUCCUAGCUGAAAUGCUCAGCGGCAAGCCACUGUUUCCCGGCAAGGACUACCACCAUCAACUUACCUUGAUUUUGGACGUCCUUGGAACGCCAACCAUGGAGGAUUACUAUGGCAUCAAGUCACGUCGUGCGCGCGAGUACAUCCGAUCCCUGCCAUUCAAGAAGAAGGUUCCUUUCCGAACCUUGUUCCCAAACACUUCAGAUCUCGCCCUGGACCUCUUAGAAAAGCUCCUUGCCUUCAACCCCGUGAAGCGCAUCACGGUUGAAGAGGCACUCAAGCACCCAUACUUGGAGCCUUACCACGACCCCGAUGACGAACCGACUGCGCCCCCUAUUCCGGAAGAGUUCUUUGACUUCGACAAGCACAAGGACAAUCUGAGCAAGGAGCAACUGAAGCAGUUGAUCUACCAGGAAAUCAUGAGAUAG